AAUGAAAUUACAUGUGCAGGGGAUAGUCGGAUCUGGAGCUGGGUACCUGAUAAUGACGUGGUGUGUGGAGAAGAAGGGCCCGGUCUUCACCGCAGUCUUCAUCCCCAUGAUGCAGAUCAUGGUAGCCAUCAUCGAUUUCUUCUUCCUCCAUGAACAAAUCUACCUUGGAAGCGUGCUAGGAUCUGUACUGAUGAUACUGGGGCUCUAUCUUGUGCUCUGGGGAAAGAAGAGGGAUGAAGCAUCUGUUUCUUGUACCACAAUCACUACCAAGCAAGUCGACGAACCAGCUGACGACAAGCCGUGAAACUGUAGAGAGAUAACACCCUUGGAUUCGGUUACUGCAAUGCAACAUAUAAUAUGUAGUUUUUCUUCCCAUUUUACUUAACCACUGGAUGCAGCUAGCU
This is a messenger RNA of Aegilops tauschii subsp. strangulata, 404 nucleotides long. The record is from RefSeq and is a predicted model, not a curated record. Lineage: Eukaryota; Viridiplantae; Streptophyta; Magnoliopsida; Poales; Poaceae.